Myxocyprinus asiaticus (Chinese sucker) is the source of this 1711-nucleotide messenger RNA. RefSeq names its product OCIA domain-containing protein 1-like. The coding region runs from base 169 to 972 and encodes 267 amino acids. NCBI's taxonomy places the organism in Eukaryota, Metazoa, Chordata, Actinopteri, Cypriniformes, Catostomidae. Gene Ontology annotation, cellular component: endosome. The transcript has 8 exons. The record is from RefSeq and is a predicted model, not a curated record.
UUUACGCCUGCACUUCCGGGUUAGAGUUGUUUGCUGUUAAGAGUCGACUGGAGGUCAUGUAAUUCAAAGUGUGUUGUUUGACAAGUUUACUGUGGAGUCCUCUUAAUCUCAUGGCUACUACAAACACAUUAUUGUUUCUGUAGUCGCAUUGUGCUUCUUGAAUCAGUCAUGUCGCAAGCAUCGUCUGGGUUCACUCCGGCUGCUCAAGUCCAACAUGGAUCCAGUGAGGGUCCUUUAGGGGCUGCAUAUAUUCCGAAUGAAGAAGAGAGUCGUGUCUUCAGAGAAUGCAAUUCAGAAAGUUUCUGGUAUAGAUCCUUGCCAUUUUCUGCCAUUGCAAUCACAGUCACUCAGGUAUUGGUAUCUAGAGGAAUGCUUGCUCCAUCGCCCCGAUUUGGCUCCCUUCCUAAGGUUGCCAUUGCUGGCAUAAUUGGAUACAUCAGUGGCAAAAUGUCUUACAUGAGAGUGUGUCAAGAAAAGUUUAUGAAACUGGAGAACUCCCCACUUGGAGAGGCGCUGCGCCAGGGACAUCUGCGUCAUGUGCCUUCUGAGGUAAACCAAGCAGAGUUGUCAGAUCCAGACCUAUCAGAAUCUCAACAGUCCGCUUCUAAAUUAGAGGUCCAACCUGUGACAGAAUUCAGUUCUAUGCCAGAGAACGACAGUAGUUACUCCAGUGACUAUACAUACAGCAGCCCCUCCCAGUCAUACGACCCCACCCCUUUUAGCUCUGGAUUCAGUGAUUCUGGACCUAUAAGCAUCAGGGAUGGCAUUACUCCUCAAGCUCCACCCUAUCUAGAUGAGGAUGUGCCCAAGAAGAAGCCUGUGUUGUACGAGGAACUGCGUAGUAAGAACAGAGAGAACUAUGAGGUCACUCUCACGCAGAAAGCUGAAACACUGCUAAAACCACAAGCAGAGCUGCCUGCACCUAAGAAAGAAGUUAAAAAGAACAAUUAUGGAGAUGCUUGGGAUGAGUGAGAGUGAACUGGAGGAUCAACAGUCCAAAGGAUGUCAGUGAGACUUCACGAUCUGAAUAGUGACUUCAGUGGAGUUUGUUCAUGCCUCAAUCUGCCAGAUCACACCAAAAGCCGCAAUCAAAUUCUGAAUUGAAGACAGUAAGGAGCAAAGUUUUGGAAAUGAAUGCAUAUUUCUUCGAAUAAAAACAUUCACGCUCUUUGUUUUUGAUUACAAAUGUGGUUUCAGAAGAAUGUUUUUCUUGUUUUAAGCAAAUUUUAGCUAAACCAUUUUAACAAAGUUUUUUAUUGAUUGAGAAAUUCUGUCCAGAAAUGCUUUAUUUUUGUUAAAGAUAAUGAUAUUUGUUUUAAAAUUAAGAUUCUUUACAAUAAAGCUAGAAGAUGAAUGUGUAGUAAAAACAGUAUUGCCUUUAAGCCGGCAAUAAGAUAUAAGGGUAAGCUUGUUUUGAAUUUUUAUGGCAGAUGUUUCCUUUUUAAAUACAACUUCAAUUUCAGUCUCGGGAUCAUGUUAGCUAACCCUGCCACACAAGGUAUUUUAUUUGAGAACCUUUAAAUGAAGGUGAUUCACAUUUAAAUGUUGAACCCAAACAUUUCAAAUAGAGCCUGUAAUUCAGUUGCAGCUCUGUUUUCCAACAUGUAAAUAUCAAGUAUAGUUCAGUCUAAAACCAUUAUAUACCAACAGUUUUAACCAAAAAAAAAAUCAAUAAACUUCUCUUGGAAAAAAAUUGUUGUCUCCAUGACAA